AUGGAUCAGCAGCAUCCGCUACUGAUCGCCAGUGAAAACAUUCACGACAGUGGUAUCAUCGAGGAUGUGCACCAGGAAUCGGAGGACACCGGAAACGAGGAUUACGGCGACGAAAGCAACCUCGAGUCGAACCUGCGCCGGCGGAAGGGGAAAAUUAUUUCCUGUGUCGAAAAUGCCUCAAGAUUAAUCCGCAGACGUGUGCCUUGUGCCGGCCAUUUGAUGACACCCCGACGGCUAUGGCUGAACAAAAUUCCAACCCAGUGUGAUGUGGUGAUUGAAUUUCCAGAAGACGCUCCAGAUGAUGCGCUGCGGUGGUUACUAAACAGGAUCAAGGCUAACCCACCGGAAGGGUUGGGACUGUCGGCGAUGGUACGGGCACACGAAAGCACCAAGCGUACCGCAUUCUACAUUACCGCCCCAAUGAAUGUAUUAUUUAAGGCAGCCGAAGAUGCCCGCCUGCCAAAGCGGCUGCGAACCGACCUCGGUGGUGCGUUGAAGGAGUUCACCAAACGGGAAAGUCAUUGCUUCGCCCAAUCGAAGGACAGCGAGGGUGCCAACAGUCUUUUUACGUCCCAGGAGCGGCAGUGGCUCGUGCUACAGGUUCUGCAGGGCCUGCGAGCUGGAACGUCGGAUCUGAAAGCGCUGCACGGCAGAGCACAGGUCGAGGAGGGACAGAGCAUCGUGGCCGCCUGGCAAGAGCUGGGCCUCAUAACGCAGGUUUUCCCGCUUCACGAAACAACCGCUCUGCAGCAACUCCAGUCUAGCUGGGUACGGAAGUUCUUCGCACCGCAACCCCUAGACGAUAUUGCGGCAUACUUUGGAGUUAAAGUGGCGCUUUACUUUGCCUGGCUCGGGCACUACACCUGUGCACUGUGCGUACCGGCCGUGCUAGGCACUAUACUGUACGCAGGACUUUGGGGUCGAGGACAGACGGCUCAAGACAUUGGACACGUCAUUUUCUCGCUCUUCAACGUGGCCUGGGCGUCACUCUACCUGGAAGCCUGGAGGCGGUAUUCGGUCGAGUUGGCUUUCCGUUGGGGCACUUUGUCAACGCCACCCGAGCUGCUGGAACCUCCGCGCCCACUCUAUAAGGGGCCGCUCGAGGAAAGCUCCGUAACCGGACGGCUGGAGCCGAAGGAAGCACCGGCCUGGCAGAGGCGAGCCUUCCGUUAUCUAGUUAGCUUUCCAAUUAUAGGGCUCUGCCUGGUGUUGGUGUUUAUUGUGAUGUUCCUGAUGUUGAGGCUGCAGGAUUGGCUCGAUCAACACUUACCCUAUAGCAGUGCUGGCCUGUGGGAGUGCAUGUGCAUAGUGUCUCAGGACUGGUGGGAUGCCAAGCUGCCGGAGCAGGGCGUUUUCAGCUGUUUAAGCGUAAUACCGAAGGUCCUGCUAGCCGGCGCCAUUACACUAAUGGACGAAGCAUACUACAAGCUCGCCGUCUGGCUGAACGAUAAAGAAAACUAUCGGCUGCAGUCGAAGUACGAAAAUCAUCUCAUCGCCAAGGUGGCCCUUUUCCAGUUUGUCAACAGUUUUCUUUCCCUCUUUUACAUCGCCUUUUACCUGCGCGAUCAGGACAAGCUGAAAGAGCAACUGGCUGGAUUGCUGAUAUCGCGACAGAUCAUCGGCAACCUUCGCGAGUCCGCCUGGCCCUAUCUGGUAGAGCAAUGGCGCCUGGCGAAGCUGAGCUUCAAAAUGUGGGGUGCGCUCAGUCCAACGCAGGAGCUCCCACCGAACGUAGCGGCAUCCUCUUCCACCACCACCACCACCAUCACCACCAGCACCAUUAGUGCCGUCGGUGAUGGCAAGCAGCAGGAUGAGGGCAAAAGUCCUUCCGAGUACUCGUCAUCCUCCACCACACCGAAACGAUCGAUCGGGCAAGCUGAAAUUGAAAGCUCACUGUACAAGUAUGAUGGUACAUUUUCCGACCAUCUGGAAAUGUUGGUACAAAUGGGGUACGUAGUGCUGUUUUCCGCCGCAUUUCCUCUCGCAGGUCUGUGCGCGUUGGCCAAUAAUUUGCUCGAGAUUCGUUCCGAUGCGUUUAAACUCGCCCAUGUCCACCAGCGACCAUUUGGUCAACGGGUAGCCAACAUCGGCACCUGGCAGAACGCUCUCGGGAUGCUCGGAUUGGCAGCUGUCAUCGUGAACUGCGCUCUGAUUGGACUGUCCGGUCAAGUUUCCCGCCUAUGGCCCGGCCUAACGUCCACCCAAACGGUCAUUUUAAUCGUAGCACUUGAACAUGUGAUGCUUGGAUUGCGGUCCGCGUUGACGUGGUUACUACCCGAGCUACCGUCCUGGCUGGCGGCAGAGAUCGCCCGUGCAGAACACUGUCGGCGCGAGAUGCAAUGCAAAGGACCAUCGCCGCGUCAAACGCCACCAUCACCACCGUCCUCCACGUCAAUCUCUCACCACGAUCAGGACUUUAACAGCAAUCAGGACAUUUUCGAUAAAACCGAACAAUCCGUUGGCAGAUUUCACAUAUCUCCAAGUCACGACAAUGGUCAGGAAAGCGAGCUGGAGCGGGCCGCCAAACUGGAUAAUCUCAGCAUUCAUCCGGUAUCGACAGUAGCUCAACAUAUGCAGCAGCAACAUCAACAACCACCACAGCACAAAAACUCUCAAAGCAGCUGCGAUAAUAUGGACAUUUUUGCCAUGGACACGCGUGACGUUUCGCCCGAUUCGCCGAUCUCGCAGACAAGCACAGUAUUAUUACGACCUCUUCAAGAUUCUCCUCUUAGUGGUCAAUCUGCACAAACCGUUGCAUUAGAAUCGUCACAAACGAAUUCAGGUGCAUGUCUUAAGCAGCCAAGCAUUAAGGUCGCCGACAUACCGCCCUUCCGAGGACAAGCGAUGAAGCACAGCUGUAGUAUUUACGAUAAGCGAAGCAUCAACCUUGGUGAAAUUUCGCAGAGCCCUCGGGUUGCAUCGAAACCGAUCCAGAUUCCAGAAAUUCCACCAUUCCGCAAGCAGGCCCACUCAACGAUGCACUCGCCCGUCAAUCAGAGCCCACAGAACCCCGCACACAUGUCGUCCGCCAAUCCUUCGCCUCCGCGGAUCGCCGAAAUUCCACCGUUCCGGCCGCGCAAUCGCUCCAAGGAAUGGAUGCCCAACAUCGAGGUGGGUCGACUGAAGCACACCGAGCACCAUCUCACGAUUGGCCCUAGCGGAGGAGCCGAAUGGGCAAAACGCUUGAAAGCAGCCGAUCCUUCCAUCAUUCACAGAAGUACCGACUGUAUUGUAGCGAAGCAGCAGGAACUUGCUACCGGUUCUGAUUCGGAGUUGCUCAAACCAGCACCGUCCUGGACAAAUGUGGCGAUCAAGGCCGGUGAGCAGCAGGCGGGCACAAGCAACAGCGCCCCCUCGGUAAAAGCUCCUACCGAAGAGGAAGCCAAAGCGGCUGAGCUUGCCGCCAAAAAGUCACGCCUGAAACAAAGCCUGGUCAAACGGGCACGAUCGGUAGCCAUCUUCUCGCUCAAGCUUAAAGAGCAGAGAGCAAAACGGGCAGAAAAAAUGGCUCUGGAAGCACUGGAAGCUUUACCGGCGCCACCACCUGGUGGCGAACUAUCCCUGAUACCGAUCGAGCAGCUGAUCCAGGUGGACGAUGUACUAAGCCAACGAAACCAUGGAAGUGGUUCUGGUCACAAUAAUGGCCAUUCGUAA
Molecule: messenger RNA, 3654 nt
Organism: Anopheles maculipalpis
Lineage: Eukaryota; Metazoa; Arthropoda; Insecta; Diptera; Culicidae
Gene: wwk
Product: anoctamin-8
Exons: 23
Coding region: 1-3654 (1217 amino acids)
Biological process (GO): chloride transmembrane transport
Cellular component (GO): plasma membrane
Molecular function (GO): chloride channel activity
Source: RefSeq, a predicted model, not a curated record